Molecule: messenger RNA, 765 nt
Organism: Papaver somniferum (opium poppy)
Lineage: Eukaryota; Viridiplantae; Streptophyta; Magnoliopsida; Ranunculales; Papaveraceae
Product: early light-induced protein, chloroplastic-like
Exons: 2
Coding region: 126-632 (168 amino acids)
Source: RefSeq, a predicted model, not a curated record
UUAUUUCAUCGGCAAAACAGCUUACUCAUCCAUUUAUUAUCACUAGAGCUCUUACAUUCUUACGUCCUUGCUAUUCCAUCUAAAGAAAUCAAAACUUUUAAGUAUUCUCAUAUUUUCGAAAUAUAAUGGCUGCUUCAGCAUCAUCUGCGGUGUACCACUCCAUCUUGUCUAACCAUGUCACCCAUGUUCAAACCCAAACACGAAGAAAUGCUAGCUUCAGAGUUUGCUGCAUGGCCGAGGAUAAGCAGUCUCCAAUUUCAACUCCACGACCACGUGUUGCACCUAAGAUGAGUACUAAAUUUACAGAUUUACUAGCAUUCAGUGGGCCGGCACCUGAGAGAAUUAAUGGUAGACUUGCCAUGAUUGGGUUUGUUACUGCUAUAGGAGUAGAACUCGCUAAAGGUACUGAUGUCGCAGCACAGUUGGGUGAUGGAGGACUACCAUGGUUUCUGUAUACAUGUGUUUUGCUAUCAGUAGCCUCAAUUGUCCCAUUGGCUCAAGGUGUCAGUGUUGAAUCGAAAUCGGACGGUAUCAUGUCCUCCACUGCUGAGAUGUGGAACGGCAGAGCCGCAAUGCUCGGGUUGGUUGCGUUGGUGCUCACUGAAGUUGCCAAGGGAGGAGCUCUGAUAUAAUUUACGCAAUGUUAUUAACUCAUUCCUGUAUUCCUUGUUGGUGUUUUAGAAGAUUAAAUUUUACAAGGUCCCCCCUGUAAAUGUUUUUGAUCACUUAUAUAUAUAUGAUAACUUUGUCAACUUUUUUUUAAUA